CCUGCUGCGAUCACGAGGGAAAAUUUUGUCCUACAUUUUCCCCGGUUUGGAGGUCCGGCAGUAUGGCAACCCUAGACUUAACACUUUGCCUUCUUAGCUGACCGUAACAACCUCCAGCUCUUCUGAGCUAGAGUAAUGGCACCUUGCUUUUUCUUGACUCUUGGUGUUUGCUGAGUCCUCCAGGUGGAUUUCUUCCGUAGGGUUUCAUAUGUACAUUUAUUCCCUAAGAUGACAGCAGUUUGGUUCCCCAACCCCAACUCAGCAGAGUCAGCCAUCCUUCUAGAAGGGUUAAUGUAUGUAGUUGUUGUGUCCCUUCAAGUUGUUUCCAACUUAUGGUGGCCCUAAGGGUAUUGCAGGGCUGCCAAAAUCUGUUUGGCCAGAGAUGGUAAGCAAGAGAGGUGUGUACAUGCUGCCGAACAAGAGCUCCACAUUUGGUUCCUGAAGAGAAGGGAAAGAAGCUGUCUCCAUGGUUACUCUGAUGCAAAGAGGAUUUUAACACUGUGUGCUCAACCCUCUCCGGCUGAAUUUCACAAGAUGUGGGCAGAACGAGAGAGAAGCAUGCCUCCGGUGUGAGCUGUGUGCAGGAGGGAGAUGAGGAAAGAGGCAGCAGCCAAGGCAAUGCCAAUAGGAGACUGAUAGGAAGUGAGGUCAUCAUUCCCUGUCAAGCAGCUGAGGAAUUUAAGUGACUGCAGAGCUGGGUUUGGCACCAAAACUGUCACAAGGAGCUAGCAGGUUCCUUUGCUUUCUUUGUGUUCCUUCUUCAUCCAUCCCACCCCCAGAGUGUCAGCCUCAGUUGGCCAUGGUGUGGAGAGUUUUGCUGCUGUCUGCGUGGCUCUGUUUUUCAUUGGCAAGUACCCAGGGACACAUCAGGCAAGAGAGACCUUGGGAGCGCAGAGAAGAAGACCCAGACACAGCCCUCCUGGGCAAUAAGCACUAUGAGAAACUGCAGAGCCACCUGGGCACGGUCAGGGCCCUCUCUAGGAGGUACUGGCACUUCCUUGCCUGCCGGAUGUGGCAGGAGGGCUGCGAGGAAGAGAAGAAGGAGCAGGAGGUGGUGGCAGCAACACAGCAGGAGGAGGAAAAGGAGGAGGAGGAGGAAGAAGAAGAAGGCAACAAGGUCAUCCUGGAACAUCAAGGGUGGAGUUUGCCCAUUGUGACAGAGAUGGUUUCCAACUGGUACUGCAGCUUUGGCAAAUGCUGUGCAACAGGAGAUUGCAGAGUGAUCAAUAACAUCACAGGACUGGAUCUGGACCUGAGCAGGCGACUCCAUGGACAACACCUGGUGAAACAUGUUGUCCUGAAAGCUAUUCAGGGCUUCCUGGAGACACCAGAGCCAGAGAAAGCACUGACUCUUUCCUUCCAUGGCUGGACUGGCACGGGCAAGAACUUUGUGGCUCGGAUGAUCGCAGAGCAUUUGUACCAGGAUGGCCUGAAAAGUGAUUGUGUCAAAGUCUUCAUCUCCCUAUUUCACUUCCCUCAUUCCAAAUAUGUGGACAUAUACAAGGUCCAGCUAGCCAGAGAGAUCAGUGAGACAGUGCAGCUCUGUGAACAGUCCUUGUUCAUCUUUGAUGAGGCAGAGAAACUUCAUGCUGGCCUCUUGGAUGCUAUAAAACCCUAUGUGGAUCAUUAUGACAGCAUUAAUGCAGUGAAUUAUCGACGGUCUAUCUUCUUAUUCCUUAGUAACACAGGUGCAAACAUCAUCAAUGAAGUAGCACUAGAUUUCUGGCGAACUGGCCGAGCCAGAGAGGAAAUCGCCAUGGAAUUCUUAGAGCCAUACUUACGGGCUGAGCUGAUGGAAGCUACAGUGAACCCUCUCCCAAAUGGAUCAUGGUGGAAGAAAACAGAGGUGACAGCCAGGAAACCAAGGAUGAGUUACACAGAACUGUUUUCGGCUCCUGUGGGAUCUUUCAAGAGAACCCAUAAUGUUUCACAUGCUGAGGAACAAGGCCUCACAGAUAAGGAUUAUACCUACAAUGGCCUUCUAGGAGAUAACCUCAUUGACUUUCUAGUGCCUUUCUUGCCCCUAGAAUACCGCCAUGUGAAGCUGUGUGCCCGGGAUGCUUUUCUAGCUCGGGGCCUUCCAUUCACUGAAGAGGCACUGGAUGAGGUUGCAAGGAUGAUGGUGUUUGUACCCAAGGAGGAGAAACUCUUCUCUGCCCAAGGCUGCAAAUCAGUCUCCCAGCGUAUAAACUACUUCAUACCCUGAUGCUGCGGGAUCUCACUGCACAAGUACUGCAACAUGCAACCUGUUUCUUGUUGCACAAAGGCCCAGUACAGUAUUGCACUGUGAUUAGAUACUAUAUUUCCCUACUAUGUGGGCGUUACUGGGAUACAAAAAAGAGAGAGAGGAGAUUGAAGAAAUUGCUACAGGCAAAUAGAGCUCCUGUGAAUAAAGGAAUGCCAUGUAGCUGGAGUCUACAUGAAAGGUGCUAAUGAAGAAGAAAACCAUGCCUUUGGAACACUUACCCUUAUUCAUUGCCCUGAAUGGGUGUCUUGCAGGGAGACAUUCCAGCUGCAAAAGGAGUAAAGUUUCUUCACAUUAUGUACAAGAUUGAGACUGUUUUCCUGCUUGGAUUGUUUUAAAGAUAUGACUGAAUGAGGAACUAGAAUGUUUGCUUACAAUACAAUAAGCUACUUCCUGUUCCUGUACCCUUGUACAGAAAUUAGGCAUGAAGGAAGCAUCUUGCCCUCACUGCAGAGGCAUUGCACCCACCCUUUCUAUGGCUUAAAAAGGUACUUAAGAUUUGGCAGUUUAAAUGGCAUAAGGGUACUGCUUCAUAUUUAUGUGCUGAAGAACUGUGGUCCCACUAUGCCUCCUGGAACAUACCCACUCUACAAAGAAUGGAUUUUCUACCAAGGACUUUAAAACUGAGAGGGUCAUGGUGCUUUGCGUUGGGGAGGUUAAGUGACAAAAGCCAAAAGUUCAGGAUCCAGUGUGAUGCACUUCCAACCUGGCACUGAAGUUAAGCAAUAAGCCUACAUACAGUCAGUACGAUAAAAGUAAACUGUUUGCAUCAGCUAGUGUUUGAUGGCACUGCAAACCUACAUCUUUGCAAACUAAAACUUGGCAGUUACCCAGUUUGUAGUACAAAACACAACCGGUAAACUGGCAUUCAGACUAGGGUAUUUUUUGGGCUAAGAGGUAAUGCUGGUCCAGGUCAAAUGUACUCUAGUUUAGGCCACCAGAUAUGAGUGUAGUGCAGAGGAGGGAUCAUUUUGGCCCUCCACUAGUUGGACUAUAGUUUCCAAUAGCCUAGAAAGCUUUGUGAGUAGUGAGACAUACUUCUGGAUGACUGUACACUUUCCACCACUAUUGUAGUUUCCUUAGGGAUUCGGUAUAUCACCCAGAACUAUGCAGCUGGUUGCAGAAUAUUAAGUAUAAUAAUGAGUACACCUUCAAACUUCCACCCACAUGCCCUAUACAAACAUUAAUGUAAAUGUUUAGUGGUCUGGACCACAGGUGUGGUUGGUGCAAUCACACCUUCCACCACACAUACACCCAUUAAUCCAAAUUAGGAAUCUUUUCCCAGGGGAGCCAUAACAUCAGUGCCAUACAUUUUAUGGAUAGCAGGGGUCAGCAUCUAGGAUUUUUUCUUUUCUGAAUUCUGAAGAUACUUGACACAUUUCAACAUUUUACAUAAUGCAAAACUUGCAUUUAGCUAUUCAUUUGGCUUGCAACUAUCUCCAUGAAAAUUGUGAAUGAGAGACAUGCCUUUAGAUGUCUGUACAUUGGCCAGAACUAAUAAUAGACUUGCAUUUCCUUUGUUUGCUGAGUACAAGUGCUAGCCAAAGAAAACACGAUAAGGUAUUUGCUGUCUGGGCUUACCUGCCAAAUGAUAAACCACGUGUGAUCAAGGCUAAAGUGACAAAGGAAAAGGAAAUUGAACAGAACACACAGAAGUCUCUGACUGGUAGGUCAACAAUGUUCUUUAACCUAGGCCACAUUGUGAAAAAGAGUUUGCAUUGCAAUGCCACAUCCAUAAGAGUGAUCUGCUGCUCAGACUUGUGAACCUCUGCCGCUGGGUUUGUAGCUGAAAACCUCAAAUCCAAAUUAAGUAUUCUGUGGCUCAAAAACUUGGCAAAGUAGUUCAGUGCUGGUCAGACAAUGUAGUGACAUGGAUAGCCUUGGGUCAUGAGAAAAUUGGAUUUAGCUUCCAUCAUUAAGCUCAUAGGAAAGCUGCCAGGUUUACCUCAUUGUGCAUGGUUUCUACAAGCAUAAUUGGAAUAAGGGCAUUUAUGCUAUCCAGAAGGUUUUGCAGAAUAGUGUGAUACAAGGAUGAUAGCCAGCACUCCUUUGAGGGAGACUUCUCUCCAUAAAAUUAUUUGAUUGUCCAUCCUCCCCAAAGCCUGUGCUAUGCAAAUACCAUUAGCCAACAGGAAUCCUAUGGUGAACUGGAAGCCUACCAAAACCCAUUAGCUUUUGCAUACAUACUAUAGAAAUGACCAACAUAAGAAAGACCACAUUCUUCCUUUGGUAGAAUUGAGAUUAAACAUAGCACAUUUUGGAGGAUGGCAACUUUAUUUUAAAAAUAGGGAAACAGAAAUUUGGGCGGGGAGAGACAGAUAACCCUGUGGGUGUAAUGCAGAUCAGGAUCCUGGAGCUACCUUUUGAAGUGGUCAGGAUUCAACUAUUCCUUUGUGACUAAGGAACAGCUACAGUCUUUCUCCCUGGAGUGCUUUUUCUUUUCGUAUUUCCACUGUUGAAUCACUGACUGCAUUUCGACCUCCAGUGAUUCACCUUACUGUCAGAACUAUCCUGUGCAGCCUUUAAUGGGGCUGAGAUGGAUCCCACAAACAAACGUUUGGCUCCAUGACGAGCAGAGGAGCCGCCAGUCGGAACCAAAGGUCUUUCUGUGGCUUCCAUACCAGCAGAAGCAGACAGCCAAGAAGAUGGCAUUUGAGGCCCAGGGGCCUGCACAUGCAGAAGUGCCUUCAAAAUGCAACUCUGUUUCAUCUGAUUUGAAGCAUAAAGGCUCAAGUGGGCACAAGGGGCAACCACAUGAGCUUCACCCAGACAACCAAGACACUUCAGAUGUUCCUCACAUCCCAAGAUUCUAGUGCUACAGAAGUCACACUUUUUGGAAAUCCCAGAGGACAAGAACAGUUUCAAUCCCCAAUGCUAGGCAACCCUUAUGCAAAGGCCCCCAUAAUUGCUGUGGCUGAAUCGACUAAGGAAGGCCAUGACAAGACCAAAGACAGAGCACAAUUCCUAUUGAUACUGCUGCAGUGGUGGACUAAAGGGAACUGGUGGUUUCACUGAAAAGGCCCCUAGGCAAGGCUGCUGGAGGUGGGUAGGCCUACUGACAAAAUGCUUAUGUAAUGUUCUAGAAAGUUCUGAAAGAUGCAAUGUACAGGCACAGGAUAACUCCGUUUAUGUAUAUUAUGAACAACUUAAGAAUCCUCACUCAAGCUUUUCCUCUUCUUUGGCUCAGCUCCGUCCUUUUACACUCACUGCUCCAUACAUACUCUUAGAACUGCCUCCCUGAACAUUUGCUGGUUGCUCCUUCCCUCGCUAUUCUUCAAUCACAAUGAAAAACUUUGUUUUCCAAAGCCAAAUUUUCGAAUAUUGGAAAUUAGCAUUACAAUCUUGUGCAAUUUUAUAUUUGUCCCUUUGCUCUAUAUUGCGCAUAUUGUAUUUUUUGUAUUUUAUCUGGAUAACGUUUUACAGUUUUAUUGUAUAGUUUUAUAUUUUUAUUAUUCCUUCUUUCCCUCUGUGUGUAGAUAUAUUUUAAAUUGCAUGCCUUAGGCAGGACUCACUGUUUUUGGUUGUUUUACUUGUGUGCAUUCACAGAGACCAUGAAGAAGAAACAGUAAGACAGGCAAGCAUUACUACUCAUGUUACAAACAGGACUUGUGCUGAGAGACUGUGGCCAUCAUUUACUGGCAAAGACAAGGUUUUAACCAGUCAUGCCAAUGUGUAGUUCAUUUGCUUAAUCUCUAGGUUACAUCAGCCUUGCCGUCUGGCUUUUAUCAUGAUUGUUAGGUAAUAAUAAUAAUAAUACAGCUACAUCUUGGCAAUACUA
Molecule: messenger RNA, 6023 nt
Organism: Sceloporus undulatus (fence lizard)
Lineage: Eukaryota; Metazoa; Chordata; Lepidosauria; Squamata; Phrynosomatidae
Gene: TOR3A
Product: torsin family 3 member A
Exons: 8
Coding region: 800-2206 (468 amino acids)
Cellular component (GO): endoplasmic reticulum lumen; nuclear envelope
Molecular function (GO): ATP hydrolysis activity; ATP binding
Source: RefSeq, a predicted model, not a curated record